Messenger RNA from Actinia tenebrosa (Australian red waratah sea anemone), 1572 nucleotides. RefSeq lists its product as uncharacterized. The record is from RefSeq and is a predicted model, not a curated record. NCBI's taxonomy places the organism in Eukaryota, Metazoa, Cnidaria, Anthozoa, Actiniaria, Actiniidae.
AUGGAGUCACGAUUCAACUUCAAGACGGUCUCAAUACCUGGAGACGGGGAGAUUGACUUUAGGCAGUUUUGGAUGAAGUCUAAGAAGAAGAUGAAGAGAGCAUUGGAUAAGGGAGUAGAAGAGUUAGGCGCCUUAAAAGCCAGCAUUAUGGCAGAGGUAAGUUUGAUGAAGGAGGACACUGAGACGACAGUUAUGUUGCGCUCUAAGUCUUUGGUUAUAUCAGAGUCGACAAGGUUAGAACCAAUGCUAUCAGACACUUUAGAGGGGCUGCUGGAGAUGCUGUCUAAUUACACCAAGCAAGGAUCUGGAUGGACGGUAACAGAAAUAAGAGACAUGCAGAUUAGCAUGGCUAGAUACGUACCGAUAAAAGGAGGAAGUUACGUACCGUUACCAGCUUGGAUAGAAAGGAAGAGAGCUAUCGUAAGCGUGAGGAAUGAUGAUAACAAAUGCUUUAUGUGGGCGAUAAGGUCCGCUUUGUAUCCUGUGGAGAAGAACACGGCGAGAAUGAGUAAUUACCCAAGUGAUGACCUUAAUUGGGAAGGAGUUACGUUCCCAAUGCAGCUGCACGACAUACCAGCGUUUGAAGAUGCCAAUGACAUUGCAAUAAACGUUUACGGUGCUAGAGAUGAGACGAUAGUUCCUCUAAUGUUGUCAAAGCACCAAGGUAAGAGGGUGCACCUUUUCUACCAAGGCGGUAAUUAUUCCUGGGUAAAGCACGUGAGCAGGCUAUUUUACAGACAUACCAAACAUAAGUGUAAGAAGUACUUCUGCGACUGUUGUCUGCUGUCAUUUACGGACGCGAAAGCCCUGGAGAAGCAUGAUAAGAUUUGUCGAGGAGUAGAACAAGUAGCACAGAGAAUAUCGAUGCCCGCAGAGAAGAAAUUGUCAUACGACGACUUUAAGAGACAAGCCCAGGUGCCUUACGUCAUUUAUGCGGACUUUGAGGCUAUAAUUACCAAGGAGGAGCAGAAGAAUGGGUCAACAAAGAAGUUAGGACUGCAUGAGAUAUGCUCCUACGGAUACAUCGUUGUGCGACACGACGGUAAAGCAGACGAGCCUGUACUAUACAGAGGGAAGGACGCAUCCACGAGGUUCCUAGAAGCCCUAAAGGAAGAGGAAGAAGAGAUAAGGAGGAAGCUGCGCUUGAAGAACAAGCCGAAGCUGUCCAAAGAAGACCAAGCCGCGUAUGCGAAGGUCAAGAAGUGUCACGUAUCCCUGGAGGAAGAUUUCUACGUGGACAAAGUCCUGGACUAUUGCACGCUAACCGGUAAAUACGUAGGAGCAGCGCACUGGAGGUGUCGCAACUACGUAGACCCAGACAUGGAAAUCCCGGUGUUCUUCCACAACCUCCGAGGGUACGACAGCCAUCUCCUACUACAGAGAACGGACGGUAAGUCAGUCAAAUGCAUCCCAAACAACAAAGAGCGGUACAUGUCCGUCACUAUUGGUAAGCUAAAGUUCCUUGACUCACAACAGUUUAUGGCGGACUCACUAGCGAACCUCGUAAAGUAUAAUGAAGAUUCCCCAAUAUCCGACAAAUACGGCGCGGAAAGGAAGGGAGUGUACCCUUAA